AUGUCCGACACCACCCCCGAUAUCGCGGAGUACUUCAAUCGGGGCCCGCUGACAACCACCUUUACCCCUCCAACAUCAUGCCUGCAGACCAUAUCCUCAGCGGUCUAUUAUGUGAACGGCGAGGAAGAAACCACCACCUUCUACGGCCACUGGUGGACUACGGGCAUCCAAUGCAUGCCAACGGGGACUGUGCCUAGAAGUCUGCUUUCUGACGCGACAUACUGGGGAACGUACUGGUAUUCGCCGGGGAUUUAUUGUCCAGUCGGAUGGGCCACUGCUGCACAAAUUGAUGGAACUUGGAAUGGAAUAGAUGUCACUGGUAGCACGAGUGGUGCUAUUUGUUGUCCCUCGGGUAUGGGUUAUGGUGGCGAUGGCCAUCAGUGCACCCAAGCCCUCUCAGCAAAAGACACCGUGACAGUCUCCUCCUCUGGCGUCGUCAUCGCCAGCGCCCUAACAACCUCAGUAACCGUGUACGCAGACGGGCUCCCUAUGCUAUGGGAGAGGUCCGAUCUUCCCAAAACAGCCAUCGCAACAACCACAACGACAGCUGAGUCGACAUCCUCAACAUCGACGACAUCUUCAACAUCCUCGGCAUCAUCGACAUCCGAGUCGACAUCCACGCCAUCCUUAGCUCUCAGUUCAGGAGGAGUAUCAUCGCACAAAACCGGUAAUAGUAGCGGUGGUGGUCUAACAGAAGGAGCCAAGAUCGGUAUUGGAAUCGGCGUUCCGGUGGCAGCUAUUGCGAUAGGAGCCGCGAUCUUUUUCUUCUUCCUCAGGAAAAAGCGCGGCCAGAACACUCCUCGGCGCGGUCGUCCGUUGGUCGCGGAGCUUCCACCUAGCGAGCCCUCUGAGCUGAAUUCGGAGGAGCGAGCUCCCAUGUCUGAAAUGCCGUAA
Penicillium riverlandense is the source of this 894-nucleotide messenger RNA. RefSeq lists its product as uncharacterized. Bases 1 to 894 code for a protein of 297 amino acids. The transcript has 3 exons. The record is from RefSeq and is a predicted model, not a curated record. NCBI's taxonomy places the organism in Eukaryota, Fungi, Ascomycota, Eurotiomycetes, Eurotiales, Aspergillaceae.